This is a messenger RNA of Diutina rugosa, 1548 nucleotides long. Its product is annotated as cytochrome P450. Gene Ontology annotation, molecular function: heme binding; iron ion binding; oxidoreductase activity, acting on paired donors, with incorporation or reduction of molecular oxygen, reduced flavin or flavoprotein as one donor, and incorporation of one atom of oxygen. The transcript has a single exon. The record is from RefSeq and is a predicted model, not a curated record. Lineage: Eukaryota; Fungi; Ascomycota; Pichiomycetes; Serinales; Debaryomycetaceae. Bases 1 to 1548 code for a protein of 515 amino acids.
AUGUUGCUUUGGGGCUUGUUAUUCGUGGUGGCGUUGAUCGCCGCCAAAAUCGUUAUUGGGCGCCUUGUGUUUGCUCGCAAAGAACGCCAGGCGGGAUGUCUGCCAUUUAAGUUCCACAAGUCCGAUGGCGUGUGGGGGUUUGCUAAUUUGGUCCCUAUUCUCAAGGCAAAGAAGGAAGGACGAAUCCUUCUGUUUAACCGUCGGUAUCUCUAUGGCGAUGACCGCUGGCCUCACCAAAAGACAUUCACAAUCUUCCUUGGCGGUAACUUCGCCGUGGCUACUAGAGACCCCGAGAACAUUAAAGCAGUGCUAGCGACUAACUUUAGCCACUACCAGUUUGGCCAAAGAAAACAAAUGUUGUCUCCGCUUUUGGGUGACGGUAUCUUCACGCUUGAUGGUGAAGGCUGGAAACAUUCACGGACGAUGCUUAGACCUCAAUUUGCUCGAGAACAAGUGGCCCACGUACAAAUGCUUGAGCCUCACGUACAACGACUUGUACGCCAGAUCUAUGCCCGCCAGGGAGAAGUAUUUGACUUACAGGAAUUGUUUUUCCGGUUGACGGUUGAUCUGGCGACGGAAUUUCUUUUUGGUGAAAGUGUUGAGCUGUUGAGUGAUGGUGUCAUUGGCCAGGCUCGUUCGCCCGAGGAAGUGGCUGCCUUCCCUGAAAGAGAGAACUUCAGCUACGCCUUCGACCUUUCGCAGGACUACCUUAGUCAACGGGUGGCUCUUCAAGGCGCUUACUUCCUUAAGGAUGGCCGCGAAUUCCGCCAACUUAACGAUGAAGUCCACCGGUUCAGUGACUACUACGUCAAUAAGGCAUUGGCCAUGUCACCGGCUGAUCUUGACCUUGCUAGUCGUCAUGGCUACGUCUUCCUCUACGAGUUGGCAAAGAAUUGUCGCGAUCCCAAAGUACUUCGUGACCAAGCGCUUAACAUCUUAUUGGCAGGCAGAGACACCACGGCGGGGCUACUUUCGUUUGUGUUUAUGGAACUUGCUCGUCACCCUGACCUCUGGCAAAAGCUUCGCGACGAAGUCCACCACCGGUUUGGUGACUCGUUAGAAGAUAUCACGUUUGAGCUGAUGAAGAAGUGUGAGUACCUUCAAGCAGUAAUCAGUGAAACAUUGAGAAUGUACCCUCUGGUGCCCAAGAGCUUUAAAGUGGCAGUACAAGACACGACGUUACCUCGUGGUGGUGGUGCUGAUGGUAACGACCCCAUGUUUGUUCCUAAGGGGACGACGUUGAUGUACUCAGUGCAUGCCAUGCACAUGGACCCGGACAUCUACGGUAAGGAUGCUGACGAAUUCAAGCCGGAACGGUGGUUCGACCCGCAAAUGAAGAAGAUGGGAUGGGCAUACUUACCGUUUAAUGGUGGCCCGAGAAUCUGCUUAGGCCAGCAAUUUGCCUUGACCGAAGCCUCGUACGUAUUGGUUCGGCUUUUGCAAACGUUUGAGACUCUUGGUGGACCUGGAGCCCAUGAGUACCCGCCGUUAGUGCGCAGUAACUUGACCAUCUGUUUACUUAACGGGUGUCCCGUGGCCUUCGCCUAA